Oncorhynchus gorbuscha (pink salmon) is the source of this 4176-nucleotide messenger RNA. Its product is annotated as vasoactive intestinal polypeptide receptor 2-like. The transcript has 13 exons. Lineage: Eukaryota; Metazoa; Chordata; Actinopteri; Salmoniformes; Salmonidae. The record is from RefSeq and is a predicted model, not a curated record. Gene Ontology annotation, molecular function: vasoactive intestinal polypeptide receptor activity; peptide hormone binding; G protein-coupled peptide receptor activity. The coding region runs from base 468 to 1778 and encodes 436 amino acids. Gene Ontology annotation, cellular component: plasma membrane. Gene Ontology annotation, biological process: cell surface receptor signaling pathway; adenylate cyclase-modulating G protein-coupled receptor signaling pathway.
AGCAUCCCUCCACGGACGCCAGUGCUGCUGUAGCCUACCAGCACACAAUUGCCCCGUACGUGCAGAUAGUACUCUGGUUCGAUGGCUUCAGGGAAACGGAAUUUCUGCAUUUGAGCCUCAGUUCAGUGAUUCGGGACUUACUAAAGCUUUCAAUGUAAUAUUUGACACGACUGCUGCAGACCGGUGACUUCUUCCCAAAGACCAGACGAAGUGCCAAGUGAUGCCAAAACAGUGCGCGCGGACAACCAAUCAGUGCGUGUUUCUCUCUCUCUCUUUAUCAAGUAUUUGGAUUUGGCAAAUCAAAGCCUUUCAAGGUUCAUUCCUUCAACUAACUUCAUAGUUUGCUUCAAUUAUUUUUUAACUUGGAAUAUUGGAUGUUUUUCUUCUUCACAAAAACCCUUUUAGUCACUUGAAUGGGAUUGUGACCUCUCAUCAAUGAAGUCCGGCAGGUGACCAACGAAUUAAAUAUGAGAAGUUUGAUUGUUUUUAUUCUAGCUUUAUCAACGUGUCUGUCAGUGGUGAGUGGAAGACAUCCAACAUGUAACUUCCUUCUGGAGCUUGAGAAAGACCAGGAGGAAUGUCUUGUGAAGCUGAGGGAACAAGAAUCUUCAAAUGCCUCCAAAGGAGCGGGAUGCAAAGCUAUCUGGGAUAACAUAGCAUGUUGGGGCCGUGCAGAGGUUGGAGAGACCGUCUCUAGGGAAUGUCCCAGAGUGCUCAAGACAUUCUUUGGCAGAAAUGGAAACAUAAGUAAGAACUGUACAGAAGACGGAUGGUCUGAAGUUUUUCCCCAAAUAACCCGUGUGUGUGGGGCAGAGGAAAAGCAUGAUAAGCUGGUCUUCUUUAUGGUGGUGAAGACUCUGUACACCCUGGGCCACAGUUUGUCUUUGAUCGCCCUCACAACCGGGAGCGCCAUCCUCUGUGUAUUCAGAAAACUCCACUGCACGAGGAACUACAUUCACCUCAACCUGUUCUUUUCCUUCAUCCUGAGGGCGGUGGCGGUCCUUGUGAAGGACGACAUCCUCUUCUCUCGCAGCAAUCAGUGUUCUGAGCUGCCUUCACUGAUUGGAUGCAAGGCGAGCCUGGUGAUUUUUCACUACUUUAUCAUGGCCAACUUCUUCUGGUUGCUGGUUGAGGGCCUCUACCUCCAUAUGCUGCUGAUUGUCAUCUUCUCUGAAAAUAGGCACUUCAUCGUUUACCUUCUCAUUGGCUGGGGAAUCCCAACAGUGUUUGUUUCUGCAUGGGCUAUUGCAAGGGUUUAUUAUGAGGAUACUGGCUGCUGGGAACAGAAUGAUAACCCAAUCCCAAUGUGGGUGAUCAAUGUGCCCAUAGGAAUCUCCAUCAUGGUGAACUUCCUCCUGUUCAUCAGUAUUAUAAGAAUCCUGGUUCAGAAACUGAGGUGUCCUGAUGUGGGUGGCAACGACCAGUCACAAUACAGGAGGUUGGCCAAAUCCACUCUCCUGUUGAUCCCUCUGUUUGGCAUCCAUUAUGUUGUCUUUGUGUCUCUCAAUGAAUCCAUGGUAGAUUACAAAAUCUUCUUUGACCUCGCUAUCGGAUCCUUUCAGGGCCUGGUGGUUGUCAUCCUGUACUGUUUCUUAAACAGUGAGGUUCAAGGGGAACUGAAGAGAAAAUGGCAGAGUAUAUGCCUCAACUGCCAUAUGGCCAGAAACUACACCCAGCACAACACCUCAGCCUCCAGAAACGGCUCAGAGAACAUGGCUCAGUUCCAACGUAACUGUCGGGCCCAGUCCUUCCUGCAGACCGAGACUACUGUACUGUGAGGGCUGCGGGUAAAGAGGCAUCUGUCUCCAUUAAAACGCUAUAAAACUCUGCUAUUGGCCUAAAUACACACUACAGCAAGCAUAGGCUACAGUUGUGGGCACUAAAAAGUUAGGUUGGCCCACAGUAUUGGCAGAACAAUUACUGAAAUGGCUCUAGGAUCUUCUAAUGAGUGUGUCUAUUAAACCUGUACCCUUUAUUGUGCCUGCAACUUAUGGCAGAUGUCAUAACAGGGUAUUUUUAACAGAUAUGAAUAAAUUGGUCUGUCUGCAGUAAUGCCAAUGUUUUUAAGUCAUUGGUUAGUUUAAAUAAACCUUUCAUUAAACGAUGCCAGGGUGAAGUGCUGUGCAUGGCUAGUAUACUUCUUCCACUCUCUUUCCCUCUCCCUCUUCCUCUCUCUUUCCCUCUUCCUCUCCCUCUGUGGUGAAAUGGAUUUCACACUGUGCUUAAUGACCUCAUGCAGCCCUCUACCCAUGUGUUCUGACACUAGUCUAAAUGAACAAUGUCUUUCAAGUUAAUAUCUGAGUCUCAAAUGGCACCCUAUUUCCUAUAUAGUGCACUACUUUUGACCAAAGCCCUAUGGACCCUGGUCAAAAGUAGUGCACUAAACAGGGAAUAGGGUGUCAUUUGGGACAUUAACACUAUCGUUUGAGUCAUUUGUGAUGACUUUCAGAGUGAAAAGAACUAAAGGGUAAGAGAUUUAUGGAUUCAAAUUAACAAUGGUUUCAUCUUGACCGUCAAACAUUGUAUCUACUUUCGUAAAUGUAAAACAACUGUAGCAUAGAUUUAGUUUUCUUCAUGGUUCAUUUGCUGUUUAAACAAUUAAGCAAUGGGUUGUCGAACUGAACUGGGGUUCUAGUAGAUCUAAUUUUGUCAAACAUGAUUACAAGGAGACUAGGAUUGUCAUGGCAAAGAUGUAUAGAUAGAUAUACAGUAUGUACAUUUUUCAUGUUGCUUUGUAUUACCGUCGAGAGGAUUAAAAUGGAUAUAGAGAAUUAAAUGAGAUAGUUGAGAACAAGUACAAUAUGAGCAGGUAGGAGAGGAGAUGAAUUGUAAAGGACCAUUGUGUAUAUUAGAGGGUCUAUUGACCUACUGCAAAGUCUAAAGUACUGGUAUGUCAUUUUUGCUAAGAUAUUACUCAGCAUUAUUUUCUGCAAAGACACCAUGAAUGUCAUACCACAACAUGAUUGAUGAACAAUCUCUUGUUAGUAUUGUAUCAUGUGAAUGUAAUUUUCCUCUUUAUCUUUUACAGUAUGUUAUGCUUUUGUGUGUGUUCAUUCCUCACUAAGACAACCAACCAAAGCCAUCUCUGUUGUAUGUUAUGUACCUAUGCUGUCUAUUUAAAUUUUAACUCAAGGUAUGAGUUCUGUGGUAGAUCCAUGCUCCUGUCUGGACUGCUAUACACACAUCCAUCCGGCUGAACAAACUGACCCUGAGCCUGACCGGGAUUUCAGGUGCUUCGUGUAGAUAUGGAAGACAGAUAGGAAAUGACUGCUGAUUACCUCACAAAGGUGUUUCCACUGACAAGGUGACAAUGUUUAGACUUGAGGUCAUACGAGAAGGAGACCUAAGCUCCAACACGGUCAUCUUUUGUGUUUCCUAGAAAAAUCCGCCCAAAUGUACUAUUAUUCCCUGAUCUCCGAAGACAUUUCAAAUGUUGAGCGAACUCAUGUUUUUGCCAUGUAGAAAUCUGCCAGGAUUGUGUUUUUUGCAUGUUUGUCAUUGAUGUAGUCAAUCAAAAUGUUAACAGUGCCUAAUACUUUCUAUUUCAUCUUAGAGUUAUUUUAUUCUACAUUCUGUUGCUGUCUCCUUCCCAAAUGGCACAAUAUCCCCUACAUGGUGCACUACUUUGACCCUCUCUGGUCAAAAGUAGUGGACAAUAUAGGGAAUAGGGUGCCAUGUAGGGUGCAUCCUAUGUGUAUAUUAAAGAUCCAAGGAGGUGGAGAAGUGGAGUAAUGUCAUAGCUACCACAGUUAAUGUGUUCAUUUUGUGAACAUUAGUGAUGUAUCCUUGUAUUGAUGAGCCUGAACACCAGUCUGUUUGUGUUUUCAUGCCAAGUGUCAUGCGCAUUGUCAUUGGCUUUACAUGGACCGCCAUGGAGUUGGCAAGAGCAUAAACAGAUCUGGAACCAGGCUAUGUAUUGAUGUCCUUAUGAGAACAAAAUGUAUUUUUGCCGUUAUGGUCAAGAGAUAUUUCCAUUAGCUGAUUUCUCACCGCUAUACAGUGGACAUGCUCUAAGGUUGCAUAACAAACACUUUUAUAUAUUAGCAACAUGCUUUCGAAUGAUGCUUUGUUUAAUGUCUGGGUAUGUAUGUUAUGAGCACAUGAUGAAUAAACUUGACCUUCAAUAUUUAAUCUUCUCAUGACUUACAUAUUGAUGAGACUAGUUCUUAAAUAAAU